AAGCACUGCUCAUUUGUGAAGGCGAGCCGUCGGUGCCAGUAUCAUUAUCAAAAUGCAGACUGACAUUUUGAAAUUUUAUCACAACAAGACUGUUUUCGUAACAGGAGGAACUGGAUUUCUGGGCAAAGUGAUCAUUGAGAAGUUGUUGCGUUCCACAGAUGUUAAACGUGUAUAUUUUUUGGUGAGGCCGAAGAAGAAUGACAGUGUGCAAGGACGAUUCGAAGUUUGGAAAAACGAACCUGUUUUUGAGCCCCUGCUCAAGGUCAAGCCGAAUGCUUUGCAGUUGGUUACGCCCAUUCCGGGGGACUGCAGCGAACUGGGUCUGGGACUCAGCGACGGGGAUCGAAGGAUACUGACCUCCCAGGUCCAUGUGGUCAUUCAUAGUGCAGCUUCCGUCCGCUUUGUGGAGCCGCUUCAUAAGGCCCUAAACAUCAACACGCGAGGCACGAGCUUAAUGCUCCAGCUGGCCAAGGAGAUGCAGUGCCUCGAGGCUUUUGUUCAUAUCUCCACGGCUUUCUCUAACUGCCCUUUGGAUCACAUCGGGGAGCGCUUCUAUCCGGAGAUAUUGACAUGCCCGGCGGCCAAGGUGCUGGAAUUUAACGAGUCUUUAAGCACAGAAGUGGUGGACAGCAUUGCGCCAGCUUUAUUGGGAAAAUUUCCAAACACCUACACAUAUACCAAGGCCCUGGCCGAGCAGGUGAUCCAGCUGGAGGCUAAGGACGUUCCUAUCUGCAUUUUUCGACCUGCCAUUAUUUUAGCCAAUUUCAAGGAACCAAUGUCGGGAUGGAUUGACAACCUUCACGGAUUCGUAGCCUUGAUAUACGGCAAUGCGCUGGGAAUCCUCCGUCUAGUAUAUGCCAAUCCUAAAGCGAAGGCAUUAAUUGUUCCUGGCGACUACUGCGCCAACGUGGCUUUGGCUUCUGGAUGGCAUGUGGCCAAGAAUGCUGGAUCAAACUCGACACCGCCCAUUUACACCCUCGCACCGGCCAAAACGAAUUUUAUCACAUUCGGAGAGGGAACUAAGAUGCACCUCGAAUACAAUAGUAAAUUUCCGGUUACUAAAUCGAUUUGGUAUCCAUUUGCCCACUUCACCACAUGUAUUUGGCUAUUUAAAGUGGGGAGUAUAUUUUAUCACCUGCUGCCCGGUCUUCUGUUUGAUCUCAUCUUAUGGCUUCAAGGAAAAAAGCCCAUCCUGAUAAAAAGUUAUGGCAAGAUCCACGAAGCACUGAGGCUCCUGUACCCAUUUAGCGGAAAAACGUACGAAAUGGAUAUGAAUAAUACCAACCAUAUGUGGGAGUCUAUGUCACCGGAAGAUAAAUCAAUAUUUCCGUUCGAUAUGUCCAGCCUGGACUGGGAGGAGUACUGCACUUGCAUUAUGUCCGGCAUGCGUGGUUUCCUUUUUAAGGAGUCCUGGGACACAUUGGAUCAGGCUAAACGAAAACACUUUUGGUUUCACCAAAUGCAUCGCUUCCUUCAACUGGUACUUUGCCUGAUUGUUGGCAAACUUAUCUGGAUCUCGUACAGUCUUAUUACUGAUCAAUAUGUUAAAGCCAUAGAGAUUACUCUAUCACCCCCGAAAGCCGUUAUUCAAAUUAUGUAACACUGGGUAAUAAUUAAAUAAAGGAUAAUAUUUGGGUA
Molecule: messenger RNA, 1638 nt
Organism: Drosophila suzukii
Lineage: Eukaryota; Metazoa; Arthropoda; Insecta; Diptera; Drosophilidae
Gene: Sgp
Product: Sgroppino
Biological process (GO): long-chain fatty-acyl-CoA metabolic process
Cellular component (GO): peroxisome
Molecular function (GO): alcohol-forming very long-chain fatty acyl-CoA reductase (NADP+) activity
Source: RefSeq, a predicted model, not a curated record